AUGGCGUUCCUCCCCCGUCGCAUCCUCACCUCUCGAGUUGCCGCCUCCCGCACCUUCUCCAGCCGCGCCAUCCUCCGCAGCGACCAGCCUCCGUUCGCCUUCCGCUCCGGACCAUCGCCCCCACGCCUCCCCAAGGAAGAGCAGGAAAUCUUCGAGGAGCUCCAACGAAAGUCCACGGGCGCCUUCAGUACUCCCCAAAUCAACCAGUCUCCCGACUCCGAGCCUGCGCCGGACAGCCCUGAGAUCAAAGCCAGUGGCAAGGGGGAGGAGCUCCAUCCAGACCUGCGUUCUGGCGUGCGGCCGGAAUUUGAAGGCGAGAAGAACCCGAAAACCGGCGAGAUUGGCGGUCCUAAGAAUGAGCCCUUGCGAUGGGGUUCAGAGGGUGAUUGGAGUUACGGAGGUCGCGUGACGGACUUUUGA
This is a messenger RNA of Aspergillus terreus NIH2624, 420 nucleotides long. Its product is annotated as succinate dehydrogenase assembly factor 4. The coding region runs from base 1 to 420 and encodes 139 amino acids. Gene Ontology annotation, cellular component: mitochondrion. The record is from RefSeq and is a predicted model, not a curated record. Lineage: Eukaryota; Fungi; Ascomycota; Eurotiomycetes; Eurotiales; Aspergillaceae. Gene Ontology annotation, biological process: mitochondrial respiratory chain complex II assembly. The transcript has a single exon.